Messenger RNA from Cucurbita pepo subsp. pepo (vegetable marrow), 2132 nucleotides. RefSeq lists its product as uncharacterized. NCBI's taxonomy places the organism in Eukaryota, Viridiplantae, Streptophyta, Magnoliopsida, Cucurbitales, Cucurbitaceae. The record is from RefSeq and is a predicted model, not a curated record.
CCCGCGCCCAACUGUUCACUGCGUUCACAUCUUAAUUUCAUCAAAUUCGCAGCCUCCGUCGCCGGUCCAUUGGCGGGCUUUUCUUCUUCUGUUUUCGCCAUUUCGUUACUUGACGCCCUGAAAACUCGAAAGAGAGUUAUGGCAGCAGCGUCUUUUAAGUGGAUACUUCAAUUACACAAGGACGUUCCCAGAGCCGCAAGAUUCUACUCAGAGGGCUUGGACUUUACUGUUCAUGUCUGCACUCUUCGUUGGGCGGAGCUUCAGUCCGGGCCUCUCAAACUCGCUCUCAUGCAAUCCAAUGACCAUAUUGUGCAACAGAAGGGAUAUUCUUCGCUGCUAUCAUUCACGGUGACAGAUAUUAACAGCACGGUAACCAAAUUAAUGGCAAUGGGAGCUGAAUUAGAUGGUCCAAUAAAGUAUGAAAUACACGGAAAGGUUGCAUCCAUGCGAUGUAUUGACGGUCAUAUGUUGGGCCUUUAUGAACCAGCAUAAGAGCUCAGAAUUAACGUUCUUAAAUACUAGCAACAUAUGGAGGUAGCAGUGUGCUUAUGGUUUCUUCAGUUCCACCAAAGGCAAGGAGAAGACAUGGGAUAUCACAUUUUCCUUCGGAUUUCCUUGAAUAAUUUAAUUAGAGCUGUACGCAGUUUGUAAAGCGUAGGGCCUGAAGACAUUAAGAAAAUGUUCAAUUGUAGGUUUGGAAGGACUAGGGAGCUUCUUAAAUCAUCUUGGUAUUUACCAGUCAAUAAGAUGGGAUACUUCUUGUUAUCCAUAUCUCCAAGAAUCGACAGGAAAUCAUUUUUUGAUACUUUUGGCUGGACAUCUGCUCGUUUCUGCCUGCUUGUAGAGUUUUCAUCUUGUACCUGUGUGUCAAAACAAUUAGUUUUGACUUCAAAACCUUAUCUUAUAUGGUCACUUUUUGGUCUGUUAUAUAGCUACUAAUUCAAAUUUCAAUGUCACGGAGAAGGUUCUGAGGAGAAAUUUUACUGCUAAAGAAUAUAACUUAGUUUCUAUGAGAAGGCCAGGCUUAUGCAAUUGCAUGCUGCCAUUGCUUUAUAGGUGGAUUCUCCUGAUAUCCUUACCUGGUUAAUCUGAAGUGGGUAUACAUAUUUGCAUGGAAAAAAUGGUGUAGCCCCAACCUCCUUGACUGAAAAUCUAAACCUUGAUGCUGUUUCUACAUUCACAACUCUUCUUGUCUGAACAUCUUUCAGGUUGUAACUGUGCCCAACGGAUACUCGGCUGAGCGAAUUUUCUGUAAAGAGAAUUGAACCCAUUGUUUCAUGUUUCAAAAUUGCGCUCGUAAGCUAGAACAUUUAUAAUAGAAGACAUUGUUGCAGGGUAUUGCAAAUAUUGCAUUCUCAAGGCUUGUAGAUUCAAAGGGAUCCCCGGAGAUAUAAAGUUUCAUCUAAUUGCCCCUGCUGCAACCUCAUCAUUGGUUUGAGGCACUGAAUUCAAGAAUGAAUGGAUGACUAUGGUAUGAAAGCUUUACCAGUCCAUGAGUAUCAAAACCAAAAGCCAAGCUCGGAAGCUCUCCUGCGUAUGUAUAAGCAAGAAAGGAGAUAGCCCAUUUUGCAGUUUUCCUUUUCCAAAUAGCUACAGAAGUGAAGAAAAAAUGAACUUGUUUAUGAGUCCGGUGGGCUCUUUUUAUAGAAGUGGGGUAAAGUUCAGGCUUGUGAACUUACAGAGCAACGUUGGCACCUUCAUUAUGUGCUGCAAUGGCCAUGUAAUCACUGAAAACAAGAAGAUCAGAACAAUCAACUUCUAAAAGUACGUCCUUCUGAAGAAAUGGAAGAAUCUCCUUCCUGAAGUUGACUAGAAUAAUCUGCAUAUUAAUUUUGAACAAGGUCAUCAUAGCCAGAACAGAAAACCAGAGAGCUUGGAUAAAGAGAGGCUGUGACACUGGGGCUGGCUCGAGCAAAAGGAAGGAGCUGGUCACGAAGGACAAGGUCAUUCUCCAAUCUGUUCUUCAUUGUAUCAGAGAUGAGCAGAUUUGCAUGGGACCAAUUUCAAACAUCUCCCCUUCAUUUCCCUCCAUAUCCCAAAUUUUGUUAUUUCUCUGCUCUUUCUUUUUAUGAUGUUUUGGUGUAGGUGAUUCUGAAACUGUGAUAUAUAAUAGGGUCUUUUCGCAUUCUCGA